Molecule: messenger RNA, 1747 nt
Organism: Megalobrama amblycephala (Wuchang bream)
Lineage: Eukaryota; Metazoa; Chordata; Actinopteri; Cypriniformes; Xenocyprididae
Product: tripartite motif-containing protein 16-like protein
Exons: 4
Coding region: 79-1407 (442 amino acids)
Molecular function (GO): zinc ion binding; protein binding
Source: RefSeq, a predicted model, not a curated record
ACUCUUAAGUUCAGAGAAAGUGAAACUGAAGUGCAGUUGAGCUAUUGUGUGUUUGUGUCUCUGUGUUCAUGCAGUAAAAUGGCAGAAGUUGGAAUUUCUCAGGAUGAGUUCAAGUGUCCAGUGUGUCUGGAUCUCCUGAAGGAUCCAGUGACCAUUCCCUGUGGACACAGUUACUGUAGGAGCUGUAUUACAGUCUGCUGGGAUCGGGAGGAUCAGAUGAGAGUCUACAAAUGCCCUCAGUGCAAACAGACCAUCAGUCCAAGACCUGCUUUAGCUAAAAACACCAUGCUGGCUGAAGUGGUGGAGAAACUGAAGAAGAGAAAACUUGCUGACUGUUAUGCUGGAGCUGGAGAUGUGCAGUGUGACGUCUGUACUGGAAUAAAACACAAAGCUGUCAAGUCCUGUCUGGGGUGUCUGAACUCUUACUGUCAGAAUCAUCUUGAAGAACAUGAGAGCUUCUUUAAAAGAAAGAGACACAAUCUGACUGAAGCCACUGGACGACUGCAGGAGAUGAUCUGCCAAACACAUGAUAAACUCCUUGAGGUUUUCUGCCGCACUGACCAGAAGUUUAUAUGUCUGCUGUGUACGAUGGAUGAACAUAAAAACCACAACACUGUAUCAGCUGCAGCACAGAGGACAGAGAAACAGAGUUUCAAGUCUCUCUCAGCACCUCCUGAAUCUACAGAUGUAAAUGAUGAUCCCUUCAGUUCUCUGUCCUUAUUUGAUGGCAUGAAAGAAUCUGUUCGUCAGCUGAGAGACAAACUGGAGGAUUUCUGCAAAGAGGAGCUCAAGAAGAUCUUUGACAGAGGCACUUUCACCAACAUUGUUCCCAGCACCAGGAACAACUUCCUACAAUAUUCCCAUCAGCUCUCCCUGGAUCUGAACACAGCACAAAAAUGGCUCCGUCUGUCUGAGGGGAACACAGUGAUUAAAUUAGCUAGCAGAGAUCAGUCGUAUCCUGAUCAUCCAGACAGAUUUGAUUAUUAUCGUCAGGUGUUGUGUCGAGAGAGUAUGAGUGGACGCUGUUACUGGGAGAUUGAGUGGAAGGGGAAAUAUGUGUCUAUAUCAGUGUCAUAUAAGAGCAUCAACAGGAAGGGACGGGGUAAAGAGUGUUUGUUUGGAUCUAAUGAUCAGUCCUGGAGUUUGAUCUACUCUAUUGACAAAUACUCAUUCAUACACAAUAACACAGAGACUGAACUCCCUGUAAAGCCCAUCAUCAGUAGAACAGUGAAUGAGGAGGAUCACUAUAGAGUAGGAGUGUAUGUGGAUCACAGUGCAGGAACUCUGUCCUUCUACAGCGUCUCUGGAGACACAAUGAACCUCAUCCACACAGUCCAGACCACAUUCACUCAACCGCUCUAUCCUGGGUUUUGGGUUUAUAAAGGAUCAUCAGUGAAACUGUGUUGAUGAAUCAGAACAGACUGUAGAGAGAUUCUACCCAUAAUGCUUUGAGCUCAUGAUAAAUCAGUGAAUUCAGACUGUCAUACGCUGGGUUGACUAGAUGAUCCAAGAUAAGAGGCUUGAUGGAGAAAGAUUAUAUUACACUUAUAUUUAAUAAAAAUCAGGGAUAAACACCAGCAGGAAACGUUAACAGAAGACAAUGAACAUAAGAUGACUGAGGGUUUAAAGGGUUAGUGGAAAUGGAAAUCCUGUCAUUAAUUACUCACCCCCAUUUCGAUCCAAACCCUUGAAGGAUUAGUUCACUUUCAAAUGAAAAUUACCCCAAGCUUUACUCACCCUCAACUCA